Messenger RNA from Fundulus heteroclitus (mummichog), 2297 nucleotides. RefSeq names its product LINE-1 reverse transcriptase homolog. The record is from RefSeq and is a predicted model, not a curated record. NCBI's taxonomy places the organism in Eukaryota, Metazoa, Chordata, Actinopteri, Cyprinodontiformes, Fundulidae. The transcript is spliced from 2 exons. Bases 127 to 2139 code for a protein of 670 amino acids.
CUAUUAAUUGAAAACUGGCGACCCAUUACUUUACUAAAUAAUGACUAUAAGAUACUAGCAUCUAUCUUAGCAAAACGUCUCAAAUCUAAAUUACACACUUUAAUUGACGAUUGCCAAUCUGGUUUCAUGAAAGAGCGUCACAUAGCCAAUAAUAUUCGCUUAGUGCUGGAUCUAAUAGAAUACAAAGACUUUCUAAAAGAUGAACACCUUAUAUUAUUCUUAGACUUUCAAAAAGCGUUUGACACGGUAAGCCACAAAUUUAUUAUUGACUCCUUAAACUUCUUUAAUUUUGGUCAGACUUUUAUUAAUGCUGUGAAAACUCUGUACAUGGGAGGAAACAGCUGUAUUAAAUUGGCGAAUGGAACCUCUCCUAGAUUUUACAUAAAGAAAGGUAUCCGCCAAGGCUGCCCCACAUCGCCUAUUCUAUUUUUAAUUGUAGCUCAAAUUCUAUGUAACCUAAUUCACAAGAGUCCAUUCAAAGGAAUUACACUAAAUGAAAGAGAAAUAAAGAUAUCACAGCUGGCUGACGACACAACAUUGUUUCUAAAAAAUGAAUCCCAAAUAGAAGAUGCACUAAAGGUUGUGAACAAAUUCUCAAAGAGCUCAGGUUUGAAUCUAAAUCUAUCAAAAUGGGAGCUGUUUUCUCUUAAAAAUAAGCACUCGGGUCAAAUUUGCGGGAUAAAUAUAAAGAACUUAGUAACCUAUCUUGGAAUUAAAAUUAGUCAUAAUCACAAUUUAAUAACAGAGAGUAAUCUUUCUUUACUGUACAACUCUAUUAAUAAAAAAAUUUAUUCUUGGCUUACAAGAGAUUUAUCUACAUUUGGCAGGGUUCUGCUUUCUAAAGCAGAAGGUCUCUCAAGAGCAGCAUAUUUAUUUACAUCUAUAGAAAUACCUAAAGUUCACUGUGCUAAUCUAGACAAGCUAAUUUAUAACUUUAUAUGGAGGAAGAAGCCCCAUAAAAUCAGAAAAAACAUCUUGACUAAUAAAAUUGAGGAAGGGGGUUUAUCGGUAAUAAACUUCUCUCUUUUUAAUGAGAUAUUAAAAAUUAACUGGUUUAAAAGAUUCCUGAAAAAUCCAAACAGUCUGUGGAACAUUGUUCCAAACUUCAUCUUUGAAAAACUCGGCAAAAUCACAUUCUUACUUCAGUGCCCGUACUCCAUCAACAGACUGCCAAUCAAACUGUCAAACUUCCAUAAACAGGCUCUAACUUGCUGGUCGCUUUUAUACAAACACAAUUUCUCCCCUCAUAAAUGUUUUAUCUGGAACAAUAUGCACAUCAUACAUAGAAACAAGACUCUCUUUAUAGAAAACUGGUUUAAACAUGAUAUUGUUCUGGUAGCCCAACUGUUAAAUAACUCAAAACAAAUUUUAACAUAUGACGAAUUCACUCAUAAAUUUCACUUCCAUCCUCCAAGAAAAGAAUUUGACGUUGUAACCAGAGCCAUACCCCAUGGGAUCAUCACCCUACUUAGAGACGAGAAAGAUUUGGAUCAAAUGACUGUUUUUGUCUCCAGCAAUAUUUUGAUAAAUGGUUUAUCUUUUCUAGACAGAAGAGUCAACAACAAAGUAAUUAAAAACCUUAUAUGUGCAAACUCUAUCCCUGCCUCCAGGUACAAAUGGUCCCCCCUGUAUGAAAACAUUAACUGGAAUAGAGCGUGGAGUAACCCACAUAAAUUUUUAAUUACAAACAAAGUAAAAGAAAUAACAUUUAAAAUCCUUCACCAUUAUUACCCCUGUAAUGAGCUUAUUUCAAAAUUUAUCCCCACUGUAGAUGUAAAAUGCUCCUUCUGCUCUUUGGACAUAGAAACAUUAGACCAUUUAUUCUAUAGUUGUUCACAUAGCUCUUCUCUGUGGAAUGAUAUGCAAUGCUUUAUUAAUGGUCACUUUGGCUCAAACAUUCUUUUAUCCAGUUUUGACAUUUUCUUUUAUUUCUCUGACUCAAACCCCUCUAUACAAUAUAUAGUCAAUCUAUUUAUUUUGCUUGGUAAAUUCUUCAUCCAUAAAUCAAAAUUUAUGAAGAACAAACCUCUUUUCAGUGUUUUUAAAAUUGACUUAAAAAAUUAUAUAAUCUGCAUCUCUGGAUUAAAGGGUAAAUCAGCAUCAAAAUGUUUACAACAUUUAUCUACUUUAACUUUAUAAUUCAUUUGACUAAUAUUUAUUUUUUGUUACUCUGGCUAUUUACUUUAAUUGUUGUUGUUGAAAUGUGUCUUUUAUGUAUUUUAUUUUAUUUUGACUGUUUUUGUUUUCCCUUCAUGCAAACGUGAACUGUAACUUUCUAAUUUCUGUAAUAAAAAAAA